AUGGCGAGCGGACAUAGCCCAUACGCAUCUCCGACCGUGGUCGACCCCUCUCUAGGGCCCUACUACAGCCAGUCGAACAGUGCUAUCACGCACCAUCUACAACACCCCGAGGUCGACGAUGACCUGGCCCUCCGCGCCGAACUGAGCAGGUCGCUGGGCCUGAACCACUCAACCCACGAGUCGGCAAACACGUCGCACCAACACUCGCCGCAACCACACGACGACCCGCAACAACAGCAGCAUCAUCACGCUCAGCAGCAGCAACAUGCUCAACCAGCCCCGCUCCCCUCGCAGCCGCAACACACAUCGCCGUCGCAACACGUCGUGAACCCCGACCUCUUUCCCGAGCACCACCUGAGUCCACCGCCUGGUCAACAUGCCGCCGACAACAACAAGGACAAGCGCAGCAAAGUCAGCCGCGCAUGCGACGAGUGCCGUCGCAAGAAGAUCCGUUGCGACGCCUUGAACGAGCACGAGACAUGCACCAAUUGCAAGCGCUCCAACUCAGGCUGCGCUUUCAGUCGCCAGCCGCUGAAGCGAGGUCCCAGCAAGGGCUACAUCAAGGAGCUCGCUGAGCGCUUGAACGCUCUCGAGGGCCAGAUGCAGCCCCAACAACACGGACACGUCGACCAGGAACUACAGACUUUGCUCGCAGAAGCCGCCCAUGCCACACGAGAUUACGCUUCACCGCCCCGUCAAGCAGGCCAGAAACGAAGACGCUCACAGACAGAGACGACAGAGAUGGAUCCGCUGCCUGUCCUAGCUCCGAGACUUGCACCAGCAACACAACCCACCCAACUUGCGACCCAGCCUCAGCCUGCUCCUACCCCUCUACACGCCUAUGGAAACCCAUACUCUCGUGACCCGCGAACGUCCCCGUACCCUGCCCAACCAAAUUACCGUCAAGACAUGAGGCCUACGCCCCAACCACAACCUGUCAACACACAGCCCUUCUUCAAGUACGGUGGAGAUGCUCGGCGUCGCGAGAGCGUUAGUGUCCCUUUCGACACGCAGGCAGGUGUACCCACGCUGGUUGAGUGGGAUGAAGAGGUAGUCGAUGAAUAUUAUCGGACCAUACACCAGACCUUUCCGCUAUUACCCCACUCAAAACACCGUCUUCGCAUGCGCCUGGCCGAGUGUCCCUUGACGUUAAGAGAAGCCUUCUUGACCGUCCUGGAGUGCACGAUGCGCACCUUCCCCUCCUUCUCCUCAACGCUUCGUCCUCAACACACAUAUGCGCCCAUGAUGAAGCGAGCCGCUGAACUCCUUGCUGGCUAUCCUUUCGAGAACCCAGCCACGCACACCAGUGGUACUAACCUAGUCUACUUGCAAACCCUCUUGUUGAUGGCUCUAGAAUCCGACAACCAUGGUCCCGCAACAGUCAGGGGUCAAGCCGGCCCUUCACGUGCAGAGUGGUUGGGAAGAGCUGCAGGUGUUGCAGGACAAUUGGAGAUCAAUCUGAUUCGUCCGCGCGAACGAUAUGCCACUGAAGGUGAUCCGGACUCUGAAGAAAGACUAGCAAGAAGGGUGUGGUGGGUACUAUUCAUCCUCGAUCGCUGGCAUGCUUCUAGCACCUCGGACCUACUCAAACUCCCCGAGAACAGUGUCGUCUUAUUACCUGAAGAUCAGAUUUUGCUCGGCGAAUCAACAUACCAUCUAGCGCGCCUCUCCUUCAUCAUAGGACACCUUGCCGCCAUUCUCACUACAACAAAAACACCAGAGACCAACGUCAUGGCACCUUCGAAUCCAGCUUCCUCACUACUCGGGUUGACAUUAGCUGGCGAAAUCGACCGCUUCCGUGAGUCUGUAGAAAGUGUUUGGGGCUCAUUGAACCUGGUCCAUCUCUCCUACCACCACUGUCACCUCCUUAUUAAACGACUAAACCCUACAACCGAACCCACAGAGUUGAUAGGCCACGCAGUCAAAGUGGCCACAGUGCUGAACCAACGUCAAACCCCCAUCACACCAUUAAACCACCACUUUGCAGCUUUAGCAGCAAUGACCCUCUGCGAACUCGUAGACAUAGAAAAGACACGCUCGGAAGCCAUCAGAGGCCUCGAGCAAAUCUCGGAAGCCUUGGGCUUCGGUCGCGGUCUCGCCGGCCACGAAAAGUCUACGGGCUGGGAUUCAGCAAUCAGAGACUUGAUUGUGCAGAAGAGGAAUAAGUUGCAGUCGAUCCUCGGUGGGAUUGAACAAUUGCCGCCGGGAUUGCAGCAUUUGGCGCACGCUCACGCUGGGGAGGGCGGCAAUGGGACAUUGACCCCUAGCUCGGCGCAAGGAAAUGUUGCUGCUACCAGUGUGGCGGGAGAGAAUGGGAGGCCGGGCAAGUUUGACCCUACCAUGUUGACGAGGUAUGGUUAUCUUACCGCUUUGGGCCAGGGUAUGUUUGUCUCCAAGUAG
Aureobasidium uvarum is the source of this 2400-nucleotide messenger RNA. The record is from the annotation of a GenBank genome assembly. NCBI's taxonomy places the organism in Eukaryota, Fungi, Ascomycota, Dothideomycetes, Dothideales, Saccotheciaceae.